AUGGAUACUUCCGAGCCCAUCCCCUUCUACGAUAUUGCCUCCGGUCACCCGGCCACUUGCUUUGCGCUCAAUCCCUGGAAGACUCGGCGUCCGCAAAAGACUAGGCGCACCCCCGAACCGCACCCACAGAUAGGGCAGUUGUUCUAUCCUCUACCCGUAAUCCACAACCUCUCCACCGGUGAUAUUGUUGGAGACUCGCUCGAAAUCGCGCAGUAUCUCGACAAAACAUAUCCCGAUGGCCCUUCAUUGUUCCCUCACGGCUCGAUGGUGAGCUAUAACGCGAAAGGGCUCAAUGCCCUAGUAGAUACCCUUUUGACCCAGCACGUUGUCCUUUUUAUUCACGGGAUGCCUUCAAAUCCGGCCACUGCAAAGGCUUCCAAGGCUACCUUUUGCGAAAGGGCGGGGGUUGACGAUUGGGAGAAACUUACGGUUCGCGGUGAAGAAAGGGUGAAGGUGCUCAAUAGCUUCAAGCAGGCGCUUGGGAGCUUGGCAGGUCUUUAUAAAAAGAAUAUGGAAGGGCCGUUCCUGGAGGGGGCCACACCAUGGUACGCAGACUUGAUUGUUGGUGCCUGGCUGGCAUUUGCCAAGGCAACGUCGAAGGAAUGGGAAGAUAUACAGACGUGGCACGAUGGUAUAUUCGGAAAGCUUCAUCAAGCGCUGGAGAAUCACGCGGAGGUUAAUUGA
Molecule: messenger RNA, 684 nt
Organism: Aspergillus chevalieri
Lineage: Eukaryota; Fungi; Ascomycota; Eurotiomycetes; Eurotiales; Aspergillaceae
Exons: 2
Coding region: 1-684 (227 amino acids)
Source: RefSeq, a predicted model, not a curated record